GGAGGUUCCGCCGGGAGACUCACAGCGGAGCCGCGACCCAGCGCACUGCUCCCGGACUCAAACCGGCGCCUUACCGCGGGGGGGAUGGAGACGUGAGCCACGGUGGGAGCUCCGCGUCCCGCGCAGGAUGACCGCACGUUGCAUCCAGGACUGAGCCGGACACCAGGACUCGUUCACAUCCACCACCAGAGGACAUGAAGUGACUCAGACAGAAAGAGGAAGGCUUCGUUUAAAAAGGGAUCGGGGUAUGACUGAGCAGCGGAGCGCCGUCUGAGAUGUGAGGACGCUCUGGAGGGACUGGACCGAGGCCUGUGAGGGAGCAGCAGGUGGAGGCAGCAUCAUGGGCACAGCUCUCCUCAGAAACGCUGCAUUCAUCUGGAGCUGCUGAGUUUUCACUCCAACGAUGAUGUGAAACUGAACCUGAAAACCAGCAGAUUCUCUAUUUUCAACGUGCGUGUAUCGAACUGGAAAUGUCCCACGGCCUGCGGUUUCUGAGACACUGAGCGUUUACAGGGUGGAGGAGGAAGAUCACUUCCUGCUUUUUUUGACUGGGAGGUGCAGGACAGGGUCGCUCAGAUGGCCGGGAAGGACUACAACCAUCUCUUCAAGCUGCUGAUCAUCGGAGACUCCAAUGUGGGGAAAAGCAGCCUCCUGCUCCGCUUCGCAGAUAACUCCUUCUCUGGCAGCUACAUCACCACCAUCGGUGUGGACUUUAAGAUCCGGACGGUGGACAUCGAAGGGGAGCGUGUGAAGCUGCAGAUCUGGGACACGGCGGGUCAGGAGAGGUUCAGGACCAUCACCUCCACGUACUACAGAAACACUCACGGCGUGAUCAUCGUGUACGACGUGACCAACCCGGAGUCGUUUGUGAACGUGAAGCGGUGGUUGAAUGAAAUCUCUCAGAACUGCGACACCGUCUGUAAAAUCCUCGUGGGAAACAAGAAUGACGACCCGACCCGGAAGCAGGUGGAUACCCAGGAUGCCGUGCGCUUCGGGGAGUCGGUGGGCGUUCGAGUGUUCGAGACGAGCGCCAAAGAGAACGUGAACGUGGAGGAGAUGUUCAUGGCCUUCACCCGGAUGGUCCUGAGGGCCAAGAAGCAGAGCCAGAACCGGGCGGAGAGGGAGCGCGAGCGCGAGAAGGACACGGUCAACAUCAACGCCCACCGAGACCGCGACCGCCGCAAGAGGGGCAAGAAGUGCUGCUGAGGCCGACGCGGAGGGAGGCGGACGCUUUCAGCCUGCAGCAGGCGCCCCCUGCAGGUAACGGCGGGAUUUACACGCUGCUGGAGCGCACAGAACUUCGGGAACGGAGCCGGUGCGUCGGCUGUGUUCCACUGCCUGUGAGAGGAAACGAGAGGAAGCAAGAGAGACACGCCCACUUCUCACCUCUAUGCCAAAUAUGGGUGUGUCCUCCAUGAAGGGGCGGGGCUAUGGUGGCACGCCUACUCUGACAUCAGAAUCCAUGCUCUGCGCUUACGGACACGCCCACUUAACCACGCCCAGCCGUUGAUGGACAAGUCGGGUACUGAGGUGGGCGUGUCGUCCCGUCAGUUCAUCAUCUCUCUUGUGUUGUUUACUUUUUCAAGUCGUACAAAUCAAACUGAAGUGGGCGUGUCUUACAGCGGCGGGCGUGUCUACGUCAACAUGUCCACUUCAGUACCGCCGUCUCUCAACUUGUUCACUUUGUUUUAAUAAAUUAAAUGAUUUUCACUGACAGAAUGAAUUAUAAACCAAUCAAAGGAAAUAUUAACAAAGGUUUUGUGUGUGUUUAACCAGAUUUCUGCAGGACACGCCCACUUUACCAUCAGACACACCCACAUCAGUCGUUCCCAGUAUCUCAUGUGAGAACUGACUUUGAAAAGGGGGCGUGUCUUCGCUAAGUGGGCGUGGCUCUGGUUACCAACAGGUACCGGCUCAUUGUUAGCUGUAGAGCUAGCUUCAUGCUACAUUCUCUGUGGGUGUGGCUCCUCUGAAGGGGGCGUGUCUUAGGUGAUAUGGGCGUGUCUAGAGUCAACAGGUUUUUCUCACACACUGAAAUAAUCAAGAGGAACUAGAGAUGUUGGUUCUUGUCUAAUGAGAGGCCGUUUUAAUUUCACUUUUAAUUCCUACAGUGUUUUGUUUGUUUUUUUCUUGUGUUUUUUUAAUGAAUUAAAAUGCGUUUAAAAGCAGCCGGAGCCUUUCAGCCCAGCAAAACCUGAGCGUCAGGGCGGUCCUGAACCAGCCAACUGCAGCCACAGUACCGGCUUUAAAAGGGACAAGCAUGCACAUCCUGCACUGUCUUAGAGGGACGGACGACGGGCUUUAAAACUCCCGUCUUCCUGCUCUGAUGUGCGAGGGACCAAAGCCCCCUGAGGAACGGUGGAAACGUGCUGGUGUGACGCUUUACCCGGGCUCCAGAGUCUGAAUCUCUCGCUUCUGUCUUAAUGUAAACCCAGUAUUUAACCACUGAGAGGGAACGAAAGGGGAACUUUAACGUGUGUGUGUGUGUGUGUGUGUGUGUGUGUGUGUGUGUGUGUGUCUGUGGGCCGCUGAGCAGAGACUUUUAAAGAGUGUUUAAAACACAAGCCCAAAGUCCUUCAGUGUCUGUUUCCUUCAUUGUGUCCAAAUAAAGCAAUAAAU
Molecule: messenger RNA, 2619 nt
Organism: Salarias fasciatus (jewelled blenny)
Lineage: Eukaryota; Metazoa; Chordata; Actinopteri; Blenniiformes; Blenniidae
Product: ras-related protein Rab-35
Exons: 7
Coding region: 577-1206 (209 amino acids)
Molecular function (GO): GTP binding; GTPase activity
Source: RefSeq, a predicted model, not a curated record